CAGUGCCUGGGUUUGCGAAAGCGCCAUUGGUCCAUCUCGCGUGGGGAUCCAGUCCGGCCAUUUCUUCCCUCCAAAACUCAUCCUUGCUGCAGGGAGGAGCAUUGAGCAUCCGUCUCACUGUAUUCAAGAAAACGGAUAUAUACAGUACUUUUUAUUUUUAUUUUUUACUUUUCAUUGUUUAUGUUCAAAACCUUUUAUAUCAUCUAUUAUAUGCACAAGGGGUUUCAACGAGGAACCUUCUAGCUGUCAUCUGUCUCAAGAAGGGCGCGGGUUUUUCAGUUGUGUAGGGAAGUCGUCUCAUUUUUAUUUCCUGCGCCAAAAAAAUGCAAUGACAUGGUCAGUACAAUAAAACCUCGAUGAGAGGAGCGUGAGCCGGUGGGAAGUGUGCUGCAUAACUGCCUGAGAUAAUGCUGUUGACACGCGCAGCCUGGAGCUGCUGCUGAGGGAGGAACAGACAGUACUGUACAGUCAGGGAGCUACUCGCAGAGAGGGACCAUGUCCCACCACCACCACAGGAACCCCAGCCAGGGCAGCCACCGCACAAUGAGCGCCGAGGAGAGGAGCUCCACUCCCAUCCGCCACCACAAGACACCUACACACAAGAGCGCCUCGUCAUCCUCCUCAUCCCAGCGCGACGGCCGGCAGGAGGCAGACAGCUGGGAAAUCAUUGAGGGGCUGAAAAUCGGUCAGAGCAACGUCCAGAGGCCAGAUAAACACGAGGGCUUCAUGCUGAAGAAGCGAAAAUGGCCACUGAAAGGCUGGCACAAGCGUUUUUUUGUCCUGGACAAUGGGAUGCUGAAGUACUCCAAGUCACCAAUUGAUAUUCAGAAAGGCAAGCUGCAUGGCUGCAUUGAUGUGGGUCUCUCUGUCAUGUCCAUCAAGAAGAGAGCCCGCCGCAUUGACUUGGACACAGAGGAGCAUCUCUACCACCUCAAGAUCAAGUCUCCAGACAUCUUUGACUCCUGGGUGGUCAAGCUGCGCCACCACCGUCUCUACCGGCAGAAUGAGAUUGUCCGCUCCCCCCGAGACGCCACCAUAAGGACGUUUCCUCCCCCUGCCAGCACCGAGUCCCCCAUCCCUCACCCCCACCCAGCCCCCUCCCCCGCUGCAGGACAACAUGAAGUAAAGACCAAGCCCACCAGCCUUCCACCAUGGCAGUCCCCCCCGGCCCCCAGGAGCAGAACCAGUCCCCCAACAUGGCAUCCCCCUGCCCCCAGUAGCAGCACCAUCCUCCCACCAUGGCAGUCCCCCGCAGCCCCCAGUAGCAGCACCAGUCUUCCACCAUGGCAGUCCCCCGCAGCCCCCAGUACCAAGAGCAGCUUGCCUGCCUCCUACAGUAACGGGCAGAGCAAGGUGGCCGCAUGGCUCCAGGAGUCAGAGGAGAUGGACAAGUGUACAGAGGAGCUCGCCCGCUGCCAGUCCAGCCUGAUUGAGCUGAGCAAGUUACUGCAGAGCCUGGAGGGCCUACAGAGGACCCAGUCAGCGCCCAAUUUCACUGACAUGCAGGUCCCCUCUCUCCCUGUGAGUGCCAGUAUGUCGCCCACGCGCCUCCACUCCUCCAACCCCAACCUGUGCGCUGAGCAGGUGGACUUCCAGACCCCUGUCUCUCGCCAGAUUCCUGACAACAUGGAGUGUGGCGGUGACUACAUCAAACUACAGGAGGACUUCUGCCUCAUCGCUCAGAAAGUCCACUCCAUGUUGAAGUCUGCGUUUAACACAGUGGCCAUGGAGAAGGAGAAGAUCAAAUCUGUUCUCUCAGACCAGGAGCAGUCAGAGCGGCCUGCCCAGGUCAUCACCCUCAGGAAGUCUCUGUCACAGGCCCUGUCCCAAAACGCUGAGCUUAAAACCCGACUGGGCCGCAUCCACUCUGAGUCGGUCCUGUCUGAACAAACAAUCAGUGUGAACCUUAUCACCAGUCCUGAUGAGGGGGGUGAGCAGAGGGGAAUCCCUCUGACUCAACAGACGUCCAAUGAGAGCAGGCUGUCGAUGUCAGAGUCUGUGUCAGAGUUCUUCGACGCCCAGGAAGUGCUGCUGUCGGCCAGCUCGUCAGAGAACGAGGCCUCAGACGACGAAUCAUACGUCAGCGAUGUGAGUGAUAACAUUUCAGAAGACAAUGCCAGCGUGACUGAUAACGUCUCCAGACAAAUGCCGAACGGAGACCUGGCUGGAAGCGCCUUCCGUAACGGGCGUCGCCCGUGUCUCCCCGCCCCCUCGCCAGACUGCAGCAACAUCAACCUGUGGAACAUCCUGAGGAACAACAUAGGGAAGGACCUGUCCAAGGUGUCCAUGCCCGUGGAGCUCAACGAGCCCCUCAACACCCUGCAGCACAUGUGUGAAGAGCUGGAGUACACUGAGCUACUAGACAGGGCUGCCGAUACGGAGGACCCUUAUGAACGCAUGGCCAUUAUGGCAGCGUUCGUCAUCUCAGGAUACUCCUCCACGUACUACAGAGCGGGAAGCAAGCCAUUCAACCCUUUACUGGGAGAGACGUAUGAAUGUAUCCGUGAGGACAAGGGCAUGUGUUUUAUCGCUGAGCAGGUGAGCCACCAUCCACCCAUAUCAGCUUGUCACGCUGAUUCCAACAAGUUCACCUUCUUGCAAGACGUCAGAUGGAAAAACAAAUUCUGGGGGAAAUCAAUGGAAAUCCUCCCAAUUGGCACCGUUAAUGUUAUCCUUCCAAGCUUUGGGGACCACUAUGAAUGGAACAAGGUCACCACCUGCGUGCACAACAUCCUAAGUGGCAGAAGGUGGAUCGAACACUACGGAGAGAUCACCGUUAGAAACACCAAAAGCAGCGCCUGUAUCUGCAAACUUACCUUCGUCAAGGGAAAUUACUGGAGUUCUAAUGUGAAUGAGGUUCAAGGGUUUGUGAUGGACCAAGAGGGGAAGGUGGUGCGUCGGCUGUUCGGAAAAUGGCACGAGGGCCUUUACUGUGGAGUCCCGCCCUCUGCCAGAUGCAUCUGGAGGCCAGGCUCCAUGCCCACAGACUACGAGCUGUAUUAUGGCUUUACCAGGUUUGCCAUUGAGCUCAAUGAGCUUUGCCCUGAGAUGCAAGACCUGCUACCACCCACAGAUGCCCGCUUCAGACCCGAUCAGAGACACCUGGAGGAGGGGAAUGUGGAAAUGGCAGCCUCAGAAAAGCAGCGCAUUGAGGACAUGCAGCGCACCAGGAGGAAGUGGCAAGACGAGAACGACAUUAAGCAUGAACCACGCUUCUUCAAGAAAGUGGUUGAUGCCAAUCAAAGGGAGCGCUGGGUCACUAACAACACCUACUGGGAGCUUCGCAAAUCCCCCGGCUUCAUCAACAUGGAAAACCCUAAUCUAUGGUAGCAUAUGGAUCGCUAUGCACACCAUAUCAUCAUCGCUGACAAAGGCUUUUAUCUAUGCACAAUGAGGUUUUCAAAUGAAUAUCUCAUUGACAAAAUGACAGUGUGGAAGGAUACAAGAGCUGAGAUGAGUUGAUGACUUACCAUCGCCCUAUUCAGCCGGCCAGUCACCCAUUCAAGCAUCCUCUUGGAUCCCCCUCAUUGAGCUUGGUGCGGAGGCUGGGUUGUCAGGGCAACAAUCUUACCAUGUAGAUCUAUCCUAAGUCGUUUUGUGUUUGUCCUUGCCUUAAUGUCAUCUAUCCACACCAUACAUUUUAAAGCUUUUAGUGAAACCCACUUGAGUUCUGAAAGCGGUUUGAUUUAGACUAGUGUUUGUUCUGAAAGCGGUUUGAUUUAGACUAGUGUUUGUUCUGAAAGCGGUUUGAUUUAGACUAGUGUUCGUUCUGAAAGCGGUUUGAUUUAGACUAGUGUUUGUUCUGAAAGCGGUUUGAUUUAGACUAGUGUUUGUUCUGAAAGCGGUUUGAUUUA
Oncorhynchus tshawytscha (Chinook salmon) is the source of this 3854-nucleotide messenger RNA. Its product is annotated as oxysterol-binding protein-related protein 6-like. Bases 496 to 3330 code for a protein of 944 amino acids. The transcript has 22 exons. Gene Ontology annotation, molecular function: cholesterol binding. The record is from RefSeq and is a predicted model, not a curated record. NCBI's taxonomy places the organism in Eukaryota, Metazoa, Chordata, Actinopteri, Salmoniformes, Salmonidae. Gene Ontology annotation, cellular component: perinuclear endoplasmic reticulum; cytosol; plasma membrane.